GAAAAUUUAGGGUAAGUACUUAAAUUCUUAUACAAAACUCCUCCUAUAAAGACAGUUUAGCAAUUGAAGAAAAGAAAUAUGAUAAAAUUAUGUGGAAACUCACUAAAUAGCUUGGAUUUCUUUCUGUGACAAUCGUGGAGUUAUCUUCGUAAUUGAACGUCUGGAUAAUUCCUGAUGAUUCUGUAAAGUACUGAAGACAAUUUUGUGGUGCCAGGUUGCUCUUUAGCUGUGUAAUCCUUACACUGAAUGCCCUGGCAUCAGGAAUUGUGGAAAGCAUUGAGAGAAACAGCAUUCUACUGGCUGAAUCUGAGACAUCAAUGUACACUGAAAGAUUAUGAAAAUCAAAAUAUGGGAUCAGAACAAUCUACAGCGGCUCAGGGAGUACAGGGAGUCGCUGGAACUCAAUCCAGAAGACCCCCAAGUGAUGCUAGACUCUAUCGUGGGAACACAAUUGCAGUGCCAGACAGUGCUGUGAGAAAUUCUAGUCAAAUUGUGACUGAGGAGGCUUUUGCUGCUCACACUGACUCCCGGCCAUGCUCUCCACCAAUCAGUGUAUGUUCAGAUUCAGAUCUGCCCUACAUCUCCUACACAGAUCGCCCAAUUGGUGAUUCUCCCAAGCUCAGGAACAAGGGAGCACAAGCUCGACUCACAAGGGCAAAUACCAGCGCCACUUCCCGGAAGGUAUCACUGCCCAGAGGAAAGAUCAGACCCGGUUCCACAGCUCACAAUAUUGUGGUCGUGAAGGCGGCUGCGAAGGAGGGCGGCAUCGAGAAAGAUCCCGACAUCUUAAGACUUCAAAGCAUUCCUAUGUUCUUACCUGUGAUGCGUGGCACCUUGUCCUUGCCAGCUAAUCGUGAUCCGGAAGUCCUAGAGCGCCUUCAGCCAGUGCAUCUGAGCAAUAUGUGUCGUCGUGUUCAGGUACAUUAUAGUGUAAUGGCCAAUCGAGUGGCAACAGAUCAGGCGCAACUUACAACUAAAGUCAAAGAGAUUGAUAGUGAAAUAGGCAGAAUACACAGUGCCAUGUGUGAGAGACAGAAAUUAUAUGCUUCUUAUGCUGAAAACUUCUCAAAGCUGCAUACAAUUUCGCAACAACUCAGUAGAUGCAACGCAAUACUUAAUGAAACCAUUGCCAGUGCGGAGGCACUCAACAAUUUUUUAGAAAUUGAGGAUAGAUUAGAACCAUUUGUGUGGACAACACAUUAAUAAAAUUAUAGAAAAGUGCGCUUUUGAAAAUGAAGUCCAAAAAAAUUAAUUUUUUCCUAUUUUAUUGGUUUUAUAGGCUAUUUUAUUAUUUCUUUAUAAGACUCAAAAGACGUUAAUUUAUUUUAUGUAAUUUGUAGAUUAGUGUACAAGUAUUUAUUUUUUCUUUUAGAAAAUAUCAACAAGUUUUAUCGGCAUCUUUGACAAGUUACUAAAUUAUUGAAUUAAAUAAGUCAUUACAAGUUUGUGCAAAUAAAAAUAAUACUCUUAUGAGUAUCAUGCGCGGAAAUGCAAUGAUUUCUUUAUAGUGCUCCGAUUCAAUAUGUUAACGGCACGCACUACUUUUAUUUCAUCUUUCUCUCCUAACUAUUACUUUUAUAAAUGAGUUGUGUGGUGUCGAUAUGAAAAAAAAACCAGUUGUCACAUAUCUCUAAUUAUAUGACAAAUAUGUACACUUUCUACAUAAAAGCAUGUCAAAAAAUUAUUGCAACAUUCAACAUCUUCAUUAAAAUGUAGUGUAUAUAUUAGUGAAUUAAAACCAUACUGAUCCAGAUUCCUUUGGUCAACAAUUUGCCCUGGUGAAUUGCGAAAUAUUAUGACCGAUAAUGUGUGCAAUUUCCCGCGCAAAAGAUGCAAAAAAAAAUUCUCUCAAUUGGAUCAUUGGGUUUGUGAAAGCUUUAUUUGAAAACUCAAUUACAAUAUUUUCCUUUUUCUCUUUGCUCACAUUCUGUGCGAUUUCAACAAAUUAAAAGACUUAAAUGCUACCAGAGAAAAUUGCCUAUCGUCACUUAAUCUACCCUAUCUCGUUUUCUCAUGGAAUAUUUUCUUGAAUUAUUUCGUUACAUGUCUAAUUUCUUUUUCAUUGGCGCCCGAAAACAACUCUAUAAUGCAAAACUUCUUUGCCUAAAUUGACUAUUUCUAAAGCUAUUGCAACACAAUCAUACACGUGCUUCAGGUGAAGUGUCGAAAGGUAUAAUGCUCGUAUCAAAUGCGAUACAAAAUGGGUUUCAGGAUAAAGUUGUAUACCAGAUAUACUAGUCCAAAUUGGAAGAAACGCUUAAGCCAGUAGAGUCUGAAAAAAUACAAAUGAAGUUAGUUAAAUAAAGAAGUAAACAGGACUUAGGCGAAACAAUAUUUUAUGAAAAUAUUGGCAGUCACGAUUUUUGUUAAUGUAAAAUUAAAUAAAAAUGAACAAUAUUUUACUGAAA
Molecule: messenger RNA, 2408 nt
Organism: Phlebotomus papatasi
Lineage: Eukaryota; Metazoa; Arthropoda; Insecta; Diptera; Psychodidae
Gene: BORCS5
Product: BLOC-1-related complex subunit 5
Exons: 4
Coding region: 247-1203 (318 amino acids)
Biological process (GO): positive regulation of anterograde synaptic vesicle transport; lysosome localization; organelle transport along microtubule
Cellular component (GO): synaptic vesicle membrane; cytoplasmic side of lysosomal membrane; BORC complex
Source: RefSeq, a predicted model, not a curated record